AUGACUCUCCAGUUGACAACGUAUCUUUUUCGCUCACUGCCACGUGGCAUCAGCAUUUCUCCACCUAGUUUUCCCGAUUUUCAGACUCAAUCGUUGAAAUACAAUGAAGCGAUCAUCUUUGUUAUAUUUGCUAUCAAAAUAGCUUACCAACGUGAGUUUUGAAUUCAAUUUUCGAAUAUUUUUGAACAAUUUCGCCAAUUUCCGAAGCGAAUAAUAAUAAUAAUGAACAGAUGCUGAAAAGCGAGAAGAGAGAUCGUGGGGAGUGAUUUUAGUCAAAUUCAGAACUGUGAACCGUGUCUUUCAGACAAUGAUUCCGACGGGACCGUUCAAUCGCCCAGAAUUCGGACUAGAAGUCGGUUUCAGGAAGACGAAAGCCGCACGAGGUGAGUGGAAUCGCUGUCGGACUCUUUGCCACGUGGCAUCCAAUGUUUGUGUAUCGAUCUGUAAAACGAAAUUAGGUUUCCACUGUUUUCGCCUUUUCCUGAACACACUCGCCGCUAUUGUUCGUUCGUUUUCGUAGAGGUCCCAAACUGGUUGGAACUUACUUGUUAGUGUGACCGUCUGUUUAUAUCGGGAGACGAACGAGACAAUAACAAUGUGUUCAUCCUGCGUGCUGAGGGAGAAAGCGGGCACUGAUAGUAGGCAGAUACGGAAACAGGUUCGAAAUCGGAUCGACACGAAAAACGGUGUUUCCCUGCCGCACUUCUCUGAGCACUAUAAAGCGCACUUUUGUGUUGCCACUCUGACGCGUUUUCGGUGCGUUCACGCACAACUCUUCCAGUUCUAUUGUCGAUUUGCAGUCAAUUGUCUGACAGAAGUGUUCGUGGGGGGCGGCGGAGGAACAAUGAAAAUGGCGCGGAACCAACCGAAAAAGGGGGGUCCUUGUGAUGUAAAACUAUUCCAUUUUCACUCAGUUUGUCCAGUUGUCUAUCUCAAGAAUUGGAUUGUUGUUGGUUUUGGACGUCGCCAAAACAAACUUUAUUUUAAUCCUACAGUAUCCGGCCGUAGUCCUAAAGUACAGAACUUUAAUAGUAAUCCUUGAAUCUACGGGUAUCAUCACCCUGGUCCUGGUCGCAGAGCCUACAGUAAUCUUUAGCAUGUACCGUUUUUUUUGUCCCAGUUUUUGGUACGGUAUCCUAACUUCUAGUACCCUUUACUACCGUAAUCCUUUGCUUGCAUACGACCCAAAUCUACAGUAAUAGCAAAUUGUGAAAGCAGAAAUGGGUACAGUAAUCCUUCAUUCAACUUUAUAGGUUCAAAUCUACAGUCAAACUGCACGCUGGGAUACUGUAGAAUCAUCAGGAGCUACUGUAAUUCUACAGUAACCUAAACAGUAAUUUUGACUACCGUACUUACAACUACAGUAAUUCUUCAAUACCUCUCUGUAGGAUUACAGUAGCUCCCAGGAUUACUGUACUUCAUCUCUCUCUCUCUCUCUCUCUCUCUUUCACUCCCUCAUUUUCUGACGUAACAUUGGGCUAUUCAGUCCGGUUACGGUCCUCCUCCGUCGCUUUUCCGCGCGGAAACAGUGUCAGUAGUUCCACUUGUUCACUAUGCAAAAACAUCUGAGAGAGAGAGAGAGAGAGAGAGAGAGAGAGAGAGUAAUCAAACGGGUUUCGAUUAGACUGAACAUCUCCUUCUUCUUCUUCUUCUUCUUCUUCUCCCCCUCCCUCUUCUCCUCAUUCCUUGUCUAUAAUUAUGAGAAUUAGGUAGUCUACUCGAAAGGAUCUGGUGGUAGGGGUUACUGUAGCUGUAGUUGACGUUGCAAAAGGUACUGGUUACUGUAGUUUGUUGAAAGUCUAGUAGGAUACCUUAUACCUUACCCUAGACUAUUGUAGAAUGCCAAAAUUUGGCUCAGUAGGAGUACGGUAGUUGUUUUUGGCGUGGCAAGAGGUCUAGCAGGAUUACUGUACAUCUAGCUGAAUUUUUUCAAGGUACGGUAGUUGUAAAGGCCACUGUAGAUCCAACUUUUCACGUGCCAUGAAACCAGCCUCUAAUCCCAAGAAAUUCGAACCAAAAACGUUUAGAUCUACUUUGAAGCUCAACGUUAAGGUACUGCCCCGGAUUACUGUAGCCCGUUGACAAGUGCCCCCUCCCCAGUUGAUAUUGUCGUCUUCCCAAAACAUAAUCACAAUCAGGCUAAUCAGUGUCCCCGUUGAUUCGUUCGGAAUCCGCCGUCGGAAUCCUGUCAUUCUGGCGGCCCCCUCCUCCGAUAUUUCGGUUUUAUCGGAACAAGCGAGAACCGGAUAUCUCUGCCUUAUUCGACCGACCAACCGAAGAAGAAGAAGAAGAAGAAGAAGAAGAAGAAGGAAAAGGGGAGGAAAGCGGCGGCCGUCGGUUUCGGUUAUCGGCGUGACCGAUUCAGUUGAGACCCCCAUCCAGCUGCGUCCGAUUCUAGCCGGUCGGGUUCUCCGACGCAGAUUUGUGCGUUGACGCAAUCUCAAACGUCGAUGAGGAAGGUCAUGAUGCAGUUUUUAGCGUUAACCCAAGUUAUAAGAGCAAUUAUUUCUAUCUGCCCUUUCUCGAAGCGUUUCUAGAGUUCCGACGCAGAUUUAUUCGUCGAAAAGCUUGAAAAGUUCGCCGGUUUCUCGCCGUUAUCAUCGAAAUGUCUUAUCAGAACAGCCCUCUGCUAUCUUUCAUCUCUUUUUGUUUCCGGUUGUUGACCGGUCAGCAACCGGACUACAAAGUGUCCAGUUGCAAAGUGUCCAACAAGAUUAGACUCCUAGUACCUAAAAGUUCCUUCCGAUUAUUCAGUUUGCCCCAUCUUUUCAUUGUCCAAUUUAUUGCCUCUUUUCAAUUCUCUCUCUUUCUCUCUUUCUCUCUUUCUCUCUUGCUCUUUCUUCCCUAAAAUUGGUGCUCGUUCACAAGUUUCCGGAAAGCCGGCGGUCCGUCUCCGCCGCCCAAAUCCAAUCGUCUCCCCCUCCCUCCUUUCCCCUUUUCCUUCCAUUUCCUAUUUCCCCUCCCGCUUCUUCUUCUUCUUCUUCUUCUCCUUCUCCUUCUUCUCCUUCUUCUUCUUCUUUUCCGUUCUUCCCCUCCUUAUUUUGCUUUCGCUAAUCCCUCUCCCUUCUCGAGAACCUUCGUUCCGCGCGGAAUACUGACCGUCAACGCGGAAAAGGAAGAGGGAGGUACACUUUGCAACCAAGUAUCGCAACUUUUGGAUGCAAAGCGUCUUCACUUGAGUUUGGACGUUUCGCAACUGAAGACACUUUGCAUCAAGAUGACUUGUUCUCAAAGAUUGGACGUUUUGCCACUCAACUCAUCAUUAAAUCCAAGGCGAUUUGUUCGUCAUCGCUCGUUUUUUCUUUAGAUUCUCUAGCUGAACAAUAGUUGCAAAACGUCCAUCUUAUCAAAAGUAAAGUGGACAAGACGUUUUGCAACCAUCUCCUGUUUCCUUCGCAUCUCCCUUUUCUGCACUUUUGGACAGCGUUGUUUUCCUCUAAUCUUUCAUUUUUUACAAAGUUGCCUAGUUGCUUGGUUGCAAAACGUCCAGUUUUGAUUGCCAAGUGUUCUUCAGUUGCAAAGUGUCCAUGAGACGCUUCGCAACCAUCACUACGUCCGUUUUUUCUCCACUUUUCUUCCACUCGCCUUGCCUUUAUCUUUCCGGUUGAUUUCAGUCCUCCAGGUGGAAUAUUUCCAGUUGCAAAACGUCCAGUUGUGGUUUCCAAGUGUCCAUACACUCCUUCCGCCUCGAUUCCGUAUCCUAACGGCCUCAAGAUUCGUGCAAGAGCCCAUUUCUGCUCCAUCUUCCGGAAGUCUCCCUCCCCGUUAUUACUCUCUCUCUCUCUCUCUCUCUCUCUCUCUCUCUCUCUCUCUCUCUCUCUCUUCCUCUCUCUCUCCGGAAGCUUUUCCGCUUCCCUUCCGCGUCCAUUCCGCUCCGUCUGUUCGCCUAAUUUUCGUCUCACCCCCCACGACGACGGCGUCGCCCUUUUCCGGCAACAAGAAGAAGAAGAGAGAGAGAGAGAGAGAGAGAGAGAGAGAAGGGGUUGCCGGACCGGAAUCGGAAAAGUGGAAAGGGAAAGAGAGAGAGAGAGAGAGGGGAAGGCUACCAAGACGAAAUCUCCGUCCUAGUGCCCGUUUUCCGCCGUUUUGACUUCCGUCUCGACAAAUUUCUGCCCACUAUGCCAUAAAAAUGAAUUUUUUUUUGUUAGAAAAUUAUAAUGUCAAUCCACUUUCCAUUUUCUCCGUUUCCAUGGUUUCUCUUCUUUCUCAUUUUGCACUUGUCGGUUAGUCAUGAGCCUUUCAGUUUCAAAAUUGCAAAAAUUACAAUAAUCCUACCCGUCCUUACCUUACGAAAGACAAUUUUUGGGAAAAUUUCAUCAGCCAGAGUGCCUUCUGAGCCCAUAAAUAGCUCCUUCUCUUUGAUGUUCCACUUUUUCGCUUCCUGGCGGUCUUUGUCCGCAAUUUUCUAGUGCGACGGCUAAACAUUUGCAGAAAAACGCCAAUUUUGGAAGUUUACAAUAGCGGGAAACAUUUUAUGAAUAUUGGGAAACUGUGGACGGAUACUGCGCUUUGUGAAACGAGAUAUCUGUGUCAAAUUUGUUUUCUGAAACCUCGCCUCGGGGCCUAGUACUGUUUUUUUGUAGUUGAUCACUUUAUUUUUCUUUCUGGAGUACUGCAGUCUCUGGAAGUUGGGAAGCGUCCAGUGUCGGUUGCAAACUGUCCUGCUGGACAUUUUGCAACCAUCCCUAAGUUAGAAACGAUCCGAAAAAGUUGGAGCUCCUCCCGCUGUUCUGUAAAAAACCGGAAACCACUUACCUCCUCCUACCUAACCCCGUGGCCCUCCUUCAAUAAAAAUCGGAAAAGUUUUGCGUGGCGCCGAUCGGGUUGGCUCACAAACUUUCCACUCCCUCUCUCUCUCUCUCUCUCUCUCUCUCUCUCUUCUCUCUCUCUCUUUCUAUUGGCACUGUGUGUGAGCCGAUCGGAUUGCGCAAUAACCGGGGAGAGGGGAAGAGGCGAAAGUUUACUUUCCACUAAUUUUUGUGUUUGUCUAACCCCGUGUGCCAUUGGGGACCGUGCGCCCGCCGGUUUUCCGUUCUUCUCUCUCUGUUUGUAUUACUGUAACUACUCUCUCUCUCUCUCUCUCUCUCUCUCUCUCUCUCUCUCUCUCUUUAGCCACCGCUUACUUUACUGACAGUUCUUGAAAGAGAAAGAGAGAGAGAGAGUUGGUUGACUUUUUUUCGAUGACAGCCCCUUUGCCCCCAAAUUCCGGGCGGCGCCAAGAUCCCCCGGAGUUGGGUUUCAUUUCAUUUCGGUUUUUUUGUCGGUUUUCUCUACUUGCGACUCUUCCUACUUUUAGCCGUUUAGUACUGUUUGUUUUUCAGUAAGUAGACGUUUUGCAACCAAGACUUUUUGCAACUGGACAGGUUGCAAAGUGUCUGGCACCCAGAAUCUACAUAGUAAAACCUUGCAGGUCCUAGAGCUUCGAACGUUCAAUAGAAAAACUUGAAUAGCUCAGUGGCAAAGUGUCCUGGUUGCAGAAAGUCCAAAGCCCAGCAAACUAAAGAAAACGCUUAUGCCUUUAGAAUUUCAGCUAA
Messenger RNA from Caenorhabditis sp. 36 PRJEB53466, 5534 nucleotides. The record is from the annotation of a GenBank genome assembly. Lineage: Eukaryota; Metazoa; Nematoda; Chromadorea; Rhabditida; Rhabditidae.